This is a messenger RNA of Betta splendens (Siamese fighting fish), 7639 nucleotides long. It is a transcript of the gene nrxn3a, whose product is annotated as neurexin 3a. The coding region runs from base 1360 to 5817 and encodes 1485 amino acids. The record is from RefSeq and is a predicted model, not a curated record. The transcript has 24 exons. Lineage: Eukaryota; Metazoa; Chordata; Actinopteri; Anabantiformes; Osphronemidae.
AUGAUGAUGAAUAAAUAAUGCGGACGCCAGGUAUCCGGUGUCCGCGCAUUGUUGCCGCUGGCAGUUAAUGUUAGAAUGUCAAACCGACCUGCUCCACGUCGGCGCGCCCCCCACGCCCGUGUCCGCCCAAACGCACGCCGCUAAAUAACACAUGCGCUUCUCUUUUGCUUUUCUCCCGGCCGUAACUGGAGCGUUCGGCCUGACCUACACUUUGGGACGUGACCUUCUCUUUGUGCGACGCUCCGCAGGCUGGGAGGACAUUCCUGCACCAGCCUACCCAGCUCCUUGUGUCUGCGCGCCUGUUUUUCCUACAAAUACACACGCGCGCGCGCGCGCGCGCACGUGUCGGUAAAAUUCGACGAAAGUCGUCGCAUUUCAGAGAAGCCACGUUUAGACCCCGAAUUUAAAAAGGCUAUGAAUCUAAAAGAACCGUUCCGUUAAACAAAUCUGCCGAAGUAUUAAUUUUAAACAACGAUACAUCGGAUUAAUUGUGCGGGGAAAUGCGAUUUUACCGAAAGGAUGAUUAUGAUCAAAUGGAUUAUUUCGUUUUUUUAACCUUGUGGGUCAAAUGGCGUCCGCAGGGACAUGAGGGAGCUUUACUGAAGUCCGGCUCUUUAAAUCGCAUCUCGUGCUGCAUAGGCUUUUUUAAAAAAGGGGACUGAAACACAAAAUGGGCCUGAGCUUCGGAUCCGACUCGCGCCCUUUAGUGGUGGUAAUUUUCAUUAUAAAUUGGUAAAAGUUUUUAGUUUCCGCUGCGGCAAUUCCUGCGAUUGUGGCAGAUUUCUUUUUAAUUGCAGGAGAAUUCAAGGCCUUGGGUUAUGCGCAAUAAAACCCCACUGUCUGCCGGAGCGUCCAGGCCUCCGUCUCGCCCGAUUGUGUCAUGAUCUAAAAUGAUUAGUAGCUGCAGUUUCAGGAGGAGUUCGAGUCAAGGCGAGGACGUGCUGCGUUCACGAAAAGAACAGGUUGACGCUCUUCGCCGCAGCACGUUUCCGUGUGUCGGAUCUGAAGAGAGGGACCCAUGUCAGCUCCGUUUGCCCGUGGACAACAUGAAGGCGACCACUCCGCGCACCUUCACAGAGGAAGCGACUCCCACAGCUGGCGCCACGGGUCGCGGGAUCUGCGUUUGAGGAAGAAAACCGAACCAUUGCCGCCGCUGGUUCGUUCCCUGAUGUGACUGGGCUUCAGACUGUUAACUGCGACGACUGUUCUCCACUUCUGCCCUUUUCCCUUUAAAAACAUAUUUUUAUAAGAAAUAUUUAUGUAAACAACCUGCACAAACCGUUGAUCCCAGAGGUUCAGUCCGAGCGACCUACUCGAUUCCCCUAAGACCUUGGAUUAACACAUUUUUCCUUUUCCGCGAUGGAUCUUCUAAGUUUUUCCGUCCGACUGCAGGUUUUCCUCAGCGCAUGUCUGGGACUAGACUUUUUGGGCACUCCGGGUCAGUGGGCGCGCUACCUCCGCUGGGACGCCAGCACCCGCGGCGACCUCAGCUUCCAGCUCAAGACCGAGGCCUCGGCGGCGCUGCUGCUGUACUUCGACGACGGCGGCUACUGCGACUUCCUGCAGCUGUCGGUCGCCGAAGGCCGCCUGCGGCUGCGCUUCAGCAUCGACUGCGCCGAGACCAGCGUGGCGUCCGACGGGCGGGUGGACGACGGCGCCUGGCAUUUCGCCACGGUGAGCAGGUACAACCUGCGCACCACGCUGGUGCUGGACGGCCAGGCCAAGGCCGACGAGGUGCGGCCCCAGCGGCAGUUCAUGAAAAUCGUCAGCGACCUGUUCGUGGGCGGCGUGCCUCAGGACAUCCACAGCGGCGCGCUCACGUUACUGACCGUGAGGAACAUGCAGCCCUUCAAAGGCACAAUCACAGACCUCAAAUACGGCAACGCGCGGCCUCUGUUCCUGGGAAGCCUUAAGGUGCCCCUGGAGUCGGAGGGGUGGUGCACCGUGAACCCGUGCGAGAACGGCGGGACGUGCUCCGUGGUGGACGGGGAGGCGGUGUGUGACUGCUCCAAGACAGAAUACAAGGGCCGCUUCUGCAGAGAAGAGGUCAUCAGCAAUACCCGAGGCCUUGCACAUAUGAUGGCAGAACAAGCUAAAAGCAAAGGUACAGCUUUUUCGAACUCUUUCCUUUUCCACCUCUAUGAAAAGCGACGCUUGCUCUCGAGGGAGGAGAAUGUGGCCACCUUCCGUGGCUCCGAGUACUUCUGCUACGAUCUCUCUCAGAACCCCAUCCAGAGCAGCAGCGACGAGAUCACGCUCUCCUUCAAGACCUGGCAACGCAACGGCCUCAUCCUCCACACGGGCAAGUCGGCCGACUACGUCAACCUGGCGCUCAAGGACGGCGCCGUCUCGCUCGUCAUCAACCUGGGCUCCGGGGCCUUCGAGGCCAUCGUUGAACCGGUGGUCGGCAAGUUCAACGACAACACGUGGCACGACGUGAAGGUGACCCGCAACCUGCGGCAGGUGACGAUAUCGGUGGAUGGGAUACUGACGACCACGGGCUACACCCAGGAGGACUACACCAUGCUGGGCUCUGACGACUUCUUCUAUGUGGGUGGAAGCCCCAGCACAGCCGACCUGCCUGGGUCCCCGGUCAGCAACAACUUCAUGGGCUGUCUCAAGGAGGUGGUUUAUAAGAACAACGACAUCCGACUGGAGUUGUCCCGCUUGGCUCGAAUCGUGGAUCCAAAGAUGAAGAUUCAGGGUGAGGUUUCGUACAAGUGUGAGAACGUGGCCACUCUGGACCCCAUCUCCUUCGAGACUCCCGAGGCCUACAUCAGCCUCCCCAAGUGGAACACCAAGCGCAUGGGUUCCAUUUCCUUCGAUUUCCUCACGACCGAGCCCAACGGCCUGAUCCUCUUCACCCACGGAAAACCCCAAGAACGCAAGGACGCGGCCCGCAGCCAGAAGAACACCAAGGUGGAUUUCUUUGCAGUGGAGCUGUUGGAUGGGAGCCUGUACCUGCUGUUGGACAUGGGCUCGGGGACCAUCAAGGUGAAGGCCACGCAGACGAAGGUCAAUGAUGGGAAGUGGUAUCACGUGGACAUCCAGAGAGAUGGACGCUCAGGUACCAUCUCUGUAAACAGCAGACGGACUCCAUUCACAGCCAGUGGAGAAAGUGAGAUUCUGGACCUGGAGGGGGACAUGUAUCUAGGUGGGCUUCCCACUGACCGCACCAACCUCAUUCUGCCCACUGAGCUCUGGACGGCAAUGCUCAACUACGGCUACGUUGGCUGCAUCCGCGACCUUUUCAUCGACGGUCGAAGCAAAGACAUUCGUCAGAUCGCCGAGGCUCAAAACGGUGCUGGGAUCAAACCCUCGUGCAACAAACAACAGGGGAAGCAGUGUGAGAGUAACCCCUGCAAGAACCGCGGCGCCUGCAAGGAAGGCUGGAAUCGAUUCAUCUGCGACUGCACCGGCACUGGCUACUGGUCCCGCACCUGUGAGAGAGAGGCCUCCAUCCUCUCAUACGACGGCAGCAUGUACAUGAAGGUGGUGAUGCCGACCAUCAUGCACACUGAAGCGGAGGAUGUCUCGCUCCGGUUCCGCUCCCAGAGGGCCUACGGCCUCCUCAUGGCCACCACCUCCCAGGAGUCAGCUGACACGCUCAGGCUGGAGCUGGAUGGGGGUCGAGUCAAACUCACAGUCAACCUAGACUGUAUCAGGAUAAACUGUAACUCCAGCAAGGGACCGGAGACGCUGUAUGCUGGACAAAAGCUCAAUGAUAAUGAAUGGCAUACAGUGCGUGUGGUGCGUCGGGGCAAAGCCUACAAGCUAACGGUUGACGAUGAUGUAGCAGAAGGCCAAAUGGUUGGAGACCACACUCGUCUGGAGUUCCACAACAUCGAAACGGGCAUCGUGACGGAGCGCCGCUUUUUGUCCAGCAUCCCGUCCAGCUUCAUCGGUCACCUGCAGAGCCUGAGAUUUAACGGCAUGCUCUACAUUGACCUGUGUAAGAACGGCGACAUUGACUUCUGUGUGCUUAACGCCCGCUUCGGCAUCCGUUCCAUCAUCGCCGACCCCGUCACGUUCAAAUCCAAGAGCAGCUACCUGAGCCUGGCCACGCUGCAGGCCUACACGUCCAUGCACCUCUUCUUCCAGUUUAAGACCACCUUCGCUGACGGCUUCAUACUGUUCAACUCUGGCGAUGGCAACGACUUCAUCGCUGUGGAGCUGGUGAAGGGAUUUAUCCACUAUGUCUUUGACCUUGGGAAUGGGCCAAACGUCAUUACCGGCAAAAGUCAGAGGGCGCUUAAUGACAACCAGUGGCACAACGUGGCCAUCACUCGAGACAACAGCAACACCCACACGCUGAAAGUUGACGACACAGCCACGGUUCAGAGCAUCAAUGGGGCCAAGAACCUGGACCUGAAAGGCGAUCUGUUCAUUGCUGGACUCGGGCCAAAGAUGUACACUAACCUGCCCAAGCUGGUGGCUUCCAGAGAAGGCUUCCAGGGCUGCUUGGCCUCUGUGGACCUCAACGGGCGCCUGCCAGAUCUGCUCAAUGACGCUUUGUUUCGUAGUGGCCAGAUUGAGCGUGGAUGCGAAGGUCCCAGCACCACCUGCCAGGAAGACUCCUGUGCCAACAUGGGGAUCUGCAUCCAGCAGUGGGAGAACUACACCUGUGACUGCUCCAUGACCUCCUACACAGGCACACAAUGCAACGACCCUGGGACAACGUACAUCUUUGGCAAAGGAGGAGGCCUCAUCACGUUCAACUGGCCGGCCAACGAGCGACCGAGCACCAGGACCGACAGGCUGACCGUGGGCUUCAGCACCUCCCUGAAGGACGGCAUCCUGGUCCGGAUCGACAGCGCGCCCGGUCUGGGCGACUAUCUCAUGCUGCACAUACAACAAGGAAAAAUUGGAGUGACGUUCAACAUAGGCACCAUAGAUAUCAGUGUGCAGGAGAGCAGCACCCCAGUGAAUGAUGGGAAGUACCACGUGGUGCGCUUCACCAGGAACGGUGGGAAUGCGACUCUGCAGGUGGACAACUGGUCAAUUAACGAGCACUUUCCAUCAGGGAACAGCGACAUUGAGCGCUAUCAAAUGGCCAAUAAGAAAAUUCCUUUCAAAUAUGCCAGACCAGUAGAAGAGUGGCUACAAGAGAAAGGUCGGCAGUUAACAAUAUUCAACACUCAAGCGACGGUGGUGAUUGGGGGCAGUGAUCGCGGCAGACCCUUCCAGGGCCAACUAUCGGGCCUUUACUAUAACGGCCUCAAGGUUUUGAACAUGGCUGCAGAGGGGAACCCGAACAUUAGGAUCAGUGGAAGCGUGCGGUUGGUAGGGGACGUACCCAGCGUCGCAGGCUCGGCCAGAACCACGCCUCUGGCCCCAGAAAUGUCCACCAACCUCAUCGAGACCACUACCAUGAUGUCCACCACCACCACAAGGAAACACAGGUCAUCCACCACGGUACAGCAUGCGGGAGAUGACCAGGGGUCGUCUGCAGAGUGUUCGAGUGACGACGAAGACCUGGAGGAGUGUGAAACUGGCCAUACAGGUGGGCUAGCACUCCCCACAGAACCUGGCGUCAGGCGAGUCCCAGGGCCAUCGGAAGUGGUCCGUGAAUCUAGCAGCACCACCGGGAUGGUCAUCGGAAUAGUGGCGGCCGCUGCCCUGUGCAUCCUCAUCCUUCUGUAUGCCAUGUAUAAGUACAGGAAUAGGGAUGAAGGCUCCUACCAGGUGGACGAGAGCAGGAACUACAUAACCAACUCAGCCGUGCAGAGCAAUGGCGCUGUCAUGAAGGACAAACAGCAGAGCUUGAAAGGCAGCAACAAGAAACAGAAAAACAAGGAUAAGGAGUACUAUGUGUGACUGUGAGACGUUCAAGAAUGUGAGAGGACGAUGAAAGAAAGCUCAGAGAGAACAUUUCAUUAUCAGUUUCCUUGUAAGGAGCUAUGACAAAUGAUGGUAUAACAUGGAACUUGAAUUAUCUUAUACUGUGCUGAGUAGUCAAACUGAUGAUAUGUACUGUAAUAUAAAGCACACUUACUAUUGUAAGCAUAACGACAAGGCUAAAUAGCAACUUUAGAGAUGUUACUCUUCUAUCUGGUCAGAGACAUUAUCAGUAUAGAACUAUCUCACGGCUACACCAUUCUCCUAAGUGACUUUUAGAGCUACGUGGUCCUUGGCAUUACAACAAAGUUUCUUUUCUAAAAUCCUUGAUUACAAAAGGCUCAUGCUCUCAUACAUCCUCCGCAUGUGAGCAACAUGUAGUGCUUCAAACGAUGGGGUCAAAAACAUGCUCAUAGUAAAAGUAAAAAAGGACUCGUGUAUCAGAUUAUGAUACAUUUUUAUGGUUUAUACAUAAUACAAGUGUGGUGUACUUACUUAUUUUUGCUUUGAGCAAAACAAAAAAUGACAAAAAGAGGAGUAAGAAAAGAAAUUAUUUCUGUGUAUAAAAUGAAACCAUGUGAGCAGAUUUCAUAAAAUCUUUUCACUCUGGUGACUGAUUCACCACAAUUACUACCAUUGUCUGACCGAAUGACUCACUUUGUGGGAAGAAGCAGUAGCUGGUUCUCUUGGUAAGAAGCAACUGAUUGUAAAAUGCUUGUCAUGAUUCUACAGUAAAGUCCAGUCCAGUAAACGUCCCGUAUACAGUGUUCAACCUGGACCAUGUUCUCCCUAAAGACAAAACAUCAGAGCCCUCUCCUGUUUCUGGAACAUGCAAAAAUGUUAAUCAUGGAAUAAAAAACAAUCUUUUGAGACACUUUCUAUUCUAUUCUGAUGCACAGCCAGUGGUGGUUUUAUCUUUUUGCAAUGUAUGUCGGUUCAUUGCCUAUUGUACUCUUUUUCUAUGGAGGCGCAGGAAGAAGACAAAUGCAGUUCUACAACACUGUUAACAAAUAUGUAUACAAAAUAAAUCAAAUGGUGAAAGUGUGAAUUCUAUCUGCUGUCACAGUCGACUGUGUCAAAAAACUGUGUAAAAAAAACAAGAAAUUUGUUUACAUAUUUUAUUACAUGCUAGCUGUUGUACUUUUUGAGGUAGGAAAUUGUACAUAUACCAUGACAGUUGUAAUUUUUAGUACCUCUAUUGUACAGACUGAACAUAUGGUUUAUCAACGUAUUUGACAUGACAAAAUCUAUUAACUGUUAAUUUACACAGAGAAAGACUUUAAUUAGAAUGUGGAGAAUCAUAUUGAUAUUCAUAAAGAAUAAACAUGUAUUGUUAGUCUAGAGAUCUAAGCAGAGAUGUUUCUAAAGUUGCAUGAAUAUUUAACUACCUGCAGUUGUCCAACAAAUACAAGGUGCCCUUCCUUCUGUAUCAUGGCUUUCUUGUUCUGGGUCACACCAGUGUUAUUUCCUUUUGGAAAGAGAAUAAAGAUGCGAGUUAUGUCACAGACAGAAGACAAAAGGCUGUAUGGGACGGGGCUUUAACGGAGCGACACUAUUUUUUUUAGUGGGACUGGUCACUUUAAAUCAUUGUAUUGUCACCACAUUAUCAUUAGAUGACAUCUUGUGUUGACAGUGUUUUACUGUCCAUUUCUGUUUUCUAUUAUUUGACAUUGUCAUUCGAUGAUGUGCAGGUUAAGUCCUCUUCUUGUUGGGAUUCACUUUUUGUGUUAUAACUGUUUUUUUUUUUAUACCAUUUUUCCAUCAGUUUGAUAAAUAAACCUUCUUUUUUUCUCUGAAUUGA